Molecule: messenger RNA, 835 nt
Organism: Hyposmocoma kahamanoa
Lineage: Eukaryota; Metazoa; Arthropoda; Insecta; Lepidoptera; Cosmopterigidae
Gene: CalpC
Product: calpain-C-like
Exons: 7
Coding region: 2-835 (277 amino acids)
Biological process (GO): proteolysis
Cellular component (GO): cytoplasm
Molecular function (GO): calcium-dependent cysteine-type endopeptidase activity
Source: RefSeq, a predicted model, not a curated record
GAUGACGGACUACGAGCGCAUAAAGGCGCAAUGCCUGCAACGGGGGGAGCUGUGGACCGACCCCGACUUCCCCGCCACUCAAGCCUCUGUCUUCUACCACCAGACACCCCCCUUCGACUUCGUAUGGAAACGAGCUAAGGAAAUAUAUGUCAAUCCAAAUUUCGUCUUGGACAAUUGUGACACAUUCGACGUGGUGCCGGGAAAAUUAGGUGACAAAUGGCUGGUCUCCUGUCUGGGCGUGCUGUACCUGAGCAAAGGACUGUUCUACCGCGUGGUGCCUGCCGAUCAGCGUAUGGAUUCCACUUACGUUGGUGUCUUUAGGUUCCGGUUAUGGUGGUGCGGGCAAUGGCUAGAGGUGUUGGUGGACGACCGCCUACCUACCGUUAACGGCAAACUGGCCUUUCUACAGACCAGCCACACAGAGCAGCUGUGGCCCGCAUUGCUCGAAAAGGCUUAUGCCAAAUUACACGGAUCUUAUGAAGCCCUUAAAUACGGAAACUUGUUGGACGGAUUGGCGGAUCUGACAGGUGGCAUUACGGAGUCGCUGCUGAUCACCGAGUUGGGAGACCCUCAGACCCUCGCCGCUCUAUUAAAGACUACCAGUGUGGUCACUGCACAUUACUUACCACCAGUGGGUAAUGCACACGAAGAUAAAGUCAAGGGUAUAGAACUAGAAAUGAAUUACAGGAUAUACAAUGUCGAAAAGGGCACGGUGGAGUCACGGGCCGCGCCGCGCGAAUAUGCGCCAAACGCACAGUGGGAACAGUUCCGCCCGGUGCCGGCGCGGCCCGUGAUAUCCCAGGACGUGGGAAGCCGCCUUUACAUACUGUGUUAA